Molecule: messenger RNA, 5032 nt
Organism: Salvelinus fontinalis (brook trout)
Lineage: Eukaryota; Metazoa; Chordata; Actinopteri; Salmoniformes; Salmonidae
Product: dihydrolipoyllysine-residue succinyltransferase component of 2-oxoglutarate dehydrogenase complex, mitochondrial-like
Exons: 15
Coding region: 306-1886 (526 amino acids)
Biological process (GO): tricarboxylic acid cycle
Cellular component (GO): oxoglutarate dehydrogenase complex
Molecular function (GO): dihydrolipoyllysine-residue succinyltransferase activity
Source: RefSeq, a predicted model, not a curated record
UGUCCCUCGUUUUUUCCUGUCGGCAGCAGUCAUAGUUAGAUAAGAUCCAUCUUUUGUCAAAUAAACGUAAAAAAUAGACAGUUUUAUCUAACCCUAACCUAAUGAUCCUAAACGGCCAUGUCAAUUAUCUUAACACACUGCGUUAAUGCUCCUAAUCUGCUGCUACGAAAAGUAAAAUCUGACGUUUAUUUGACAAAAGGUGGAUCCCUUCUAGCCGUAACCCACGGUACCGCCCCUACUACUAUCCCAGGUGUUCUGAACUUCCGUACUGCUUCCUUGGUCGGUUUGCCACCGCUGUUGACGCUAUGUUAUCGCAUUCCCGAUGUCUUUGCAGGACACUUGGGCGCUCUCUGUCUGCGCUAAGUCAGUGUAAUAAUGUGCUGGCUGGAAGGACUGCUUCAGGCCUCUCCACUGGCAACAGGGUUGUCUACGGGAACACUCAGUUAUGUGAGUCUCCGUCAUCAAUUGUCUUCCACAUUAGAUCCUUCAAGACGUCUGCAGCACGUAGGGAGGAAGUUGUCACUGUCAACACCCCUCCGUUCUCUGAGUCGAUCACAGAAGGGGACGUCAGGUGGGAGAAAGCUGUUGGAGAUUCAGUGAAAGAGGAUGAGGUGGUGUGUGAGAUCGAGACUGACAAGACCUCGUUGCAGGUGCCGUCUCCGGCGGCCGGUGUGGUCACGGAGCUCCUGGUGCCAGAUGGAGGGAGGGUAGAGGCUGGGAAUCCCCUCUUCAAACUCAAAAGAGGAGCAGCAGCAUCCGAAGCCGCCCCAGCAGCAGAGGUCCCUGCAGCAGUCAAAGCCGCCCCAGCAGCAGAGGUCCCUGCAGCAGUCAAAGCCGCCCCAGCAGCAGAGGUCCCUGCAGCAGCCGCUGCCCCUCCCCCAACGCUGGCCGCCGUCCCUGUUGCCGUACCCCCCUUGGCAGCACAAGCCAAACCUUUUUCUGCGGUCAAGCCCACUGCAACACCACCAGCAGCAGCAGCCCAUGGGGCCAGGACAGAGAGCAGGGUAAAGAUGAAUCGUAUGAGGCUGAGGAUCGCCCAGCGACUGAAGGAGGCUCAGCAGACCUGUGCCAUGCUCACCACCUUCAACGAGAUAGACAUGAGCAACAUCCAGGAGAUGAGGAAGCUCCAUAAAGAUGCUUUCCAGAAGAAACAUAACAUCGAGCUUGGCUUCAUGUCGGCCUUCGUUAAGGCUUCAGCCCACGCUCUCAUGGACCAGCCUUCUGUCAACGGAGUGAUUGAUGAUACAACCAAAGAGAUAGUUUACAGGGAUUAUGUCGAUAUCAGUGUGGCUGUGGCCACUUCGAAGGGGCUGGUUGUAUAUGUGCUCCUCUUCACCAGGGACUGGUUGUAUAUGUGCUCCUCUUCACCAGGGACUGGUUGUAUAUGUGCUCCUCUUCACCAGGGGCUGGUUGUAUAUGUGCUCCUCUUCACCAGGGACUGGUUGUAUAUGUGCUCCUCUUCACCAGGGACUGGUUGUAUAUGUGCUCCUCUUCACCAGGGACUGGUUGUAUCGGUUAUUCGCAACGUAGAGACCAUGAACUUUGCUGACGUUGAGAAAACCAUCAACGGUCUGGGAGAGAAGGCUCGUAAUAAUUUGCUGGCUGUGGAGGACAUGGACGGAGGUACCUUCACCAUCAGUAACGGGGGAGUGUUCGGGUCCUUGUUCGGCACGCCCAUCAUCAACCCACCCCAGUCUGCCAUCCUGGGCAUGCACGGUAUCUUCGACAGGCCUGUGGCCAUCGGCGGCAAGGUGGAGAUCCGGCCCAUGAUGUACGUGGCUCUGACCUAUGACCAUCGGCUGGUCGACGGCAGAGAGGCAGUCACCUUCCUGCGUAAAAUCAAGUCUGUGGUGGAGGAUCCCCGCGUUCUUCUGCUCGACAUGUGAUUCCAACCUUCCAUCACUGCAGCGGGGCCACGUUCAGUAGGCGCUAACGUUGUUGAGCAUUUACAAAUAGCAGUGUUGUUGACUUUCUUUUCUACCUCAGAGAGGUAUGUGGUUGUACAUAAUGCUCCACAACGUUGUGUCCUGCUGAACACACCCCCAGCGAUUUUUAAACAUCGCUCGGCAUCUGUAUAAAACCAACCCAUCCCAAAAACAAGCGACAGACAAAUCCAUUGUUAUUUACUUUGGGUUGAAGAGAGAGUCCUCGAUCUGUUUAAGUGACAAAGAUAUUAUAGUUGGCUGAAAGGCACAGACAGAUAUGGGAAUGGGGCUAAGACAGAAUUUAAUGUUGAGAUUAUUCACUUAUUAUUAGUUGGUUUCAUUCAGCAGUUUUUGCUCAGAUUGAAAUGUCAGAUUGAUUUAACAUCAUACAAUGUAUCACUGACUGAUGAACCGACCAGGUCUGUUCUGUCUCGAUAUUAGACUGACUCUCUGAUGAACCGACCAGGUCUGUACUGACUCUCUGAUGAACCGACCAGGUCUGUACUGACUCUCUGAUGAACCGACCAGGUCUGUACUGACUCUCUGAUGAACCGACCAGGUCUGUACUGACUCUCUGAUGAACCGACCAGGUCUGUACUGACUCUCUGAUGAACCGACCAGGUCUGUACUGACUCUCUGAUGAACCGACCAGGUCUGUUCCGUCUCAAUAUUAGACUGACUCUCUGAUGAACCGACCAGGUCUGUUCUGUCUCGAUAUUAGACUGACUCUCUGAUGAACCGACCAGGUCUGGUCCGUCUCAAUAUUAGACUGACUCUCUGAUGAACCGACCAGGUCUGUACUGACUCUCUGAUGAACCGACCAGGUCUGUUCUGUCUCGAUAUUAGACUGACUCUCUGAUGAACCGACCAGGUCUGGUCCGUCUCAAUAUUAGACUGACUCUCUGAUGAACCGACCAGGUCUGGUCCUUCUCAAUAUUAGACUGACUCUCUGAUGAACCGACCAGGUCUGUUCUGUCUCGAUAUUAGACUGACUCUCUGAUGAACCGACCAGGUCUGGUCCGUCUCAAUAUUAGACUGACUCUCUGAUGAACCGACCAGGUCUGUACUGACUCUCUGAUGAACCGACCAGGUCUGGUCCUUCUCAAUAUUAGACUGACUCUCUGAUGAACCGACCAGGUCUGGUCCUUCUCAAUAUUAGACUGACUCUCUGAUGAACCGACCAGGUCUGUACUGACUCUCUGAUGAACCGACCAGGUCUGUUCUGUCUCGAUAUUAGACUGACUCUCUGAUGAACCGACCAGGUCUGGUCCGUCUCAAUAUUAGACUGACUCUCUGAUGAACCGACCAGGUCUGUACUGACUCUCUGAUGAACCGACCAGGUCUGGUCCUUCUCAAUAUUAGACUGACUCUCUGAUGAACCGACCAGGUCUGGUCCUUCUCAAUAUUAGACUGACUCUCUGAUGAACCGACCAGGUCUGUACUGACUCUCUGAUGAACCGACCAGGUCUGUUCUGUCUUGAUAUUAGACUGACUCUCUGAUGAACCGACCAGGUCUGUACUGACUCUCUGAUGAACCGACCAGGUCUGUUCUGUCUCGAUAUUAGACUGACUCUCUGAUGAACCGACCAGGUCUGUACUGACUCUCUGAUGAACCGACCCGGUCUGAUCUGUCUCGAUAUUAGACUGACUCUCUGAUGAACCGACCAGGUCUGGUCCGUCUCAAUAUUAGACUUUUCCAUUCAAAGCACUUACAUCAAGAAACGGUCACGUGCCAAAAAAGCGUCAUGAUUUUACGGUGUUCCUCUUAGCACCAGAGAGCUUUUCAAUCAUCUGUAAAUGUAGUCUAUCCAUGCUACCGAUUUUAACGCCAAAUACGUGUUUUUAUCAUUCUAGCCUAAAGAAUUGCUCAGUCGGAUACAAGAUGAGGUCCAUUCUAGAUCGCCUGUUCUGUAUGGCUGUCCCAUGUCAUGACUCUGUUCUGUAUGGCUGUCCCAUGUCAUGACUCUGUUCUGUAUGGCUGUCCCAUGUCAUGACUCUGUUCUGUAUGGCUGUCCCAUGUCAUGACUCUGUUCUGUAUGGCUGUCCCAUGUCAUGACUCUGUUCUGUAUGGCUGUCCCAUGUCAUGGCUCUGUUCUGUAUGGCUGUCCCAUGUCAUGACUCUGUUCUGUAUGGCUGUCCCAUGUCAUGGCUCUGUUCUGUAUGGCUGUCCCAUGUCAUGACUCUGUUCUGUAUGGCUGUCCCAUGUCAUGACUCUGUUCUGUAUGGCUGUCCCAUGUCAUGGCUCUGUUCUGUAUGGCUGUCCCAUGUCAUGGCUCUGUUCUGUAUGGCUGUCCCAUGUCAUGACUCUGUUCUUUAUGGCUGUCCCAUGUCAUGGCUCUGUUCUGUAUGUCUGUUCUGUAUGACUGUCCCAUGUCAUGACUCUGUAUUUUGACAGUGCUAUUCCUGGGGGUUGGUUAAAGGGUCACCUCUUCAUGUCUAGUCUCAUGGCUUCCCCCGUUGCAGGAACUUCUGCAGCUUCUUUGGGAUGACUGUCCACUGAGUGGCAUUGCUCCUCUCUUUGAAACCACCGCAAACUAAAUGGCAUCCGAUUCACUAUAUUAGGGCACGACAAAGUUAGGGCUCCUUUACAGGGAGUAGGCUGCCAUUUCAUACUCAGGCAUUUCCACAUUGUAUUGAAGCUUUUUAGGUAGAGAAGAGAAACCACCUCUCCGGAGAGAGUUCUGUCAGUCCAUGACAAGGCAACAUGCAGUGUAACACCCGGACCAGUGUUCAAGUCGCACAAUUGUAUUUAAUGAUGAACUCUUCUUCGCCGAACCCAGGAAGCAGAUUCUCUGUGCUGUGUACAAUACUUGUAAACUUAAUUUAAAGGAAACCAUUUUAAACAUCCCAGAGUUUUAUGUACUUGUGGUUUUUUUCUUCUCCUCUCUGAUCUUAUCUAAUGUAUUUCUAGCUUUCCCUACACGUAUGACAGAACCCCAACUAGAGCAAGCAGCAGCACAGUGGCAAGGAAAAGGCAGAUUGGUUUCAAACGCACACAACACAUCUAGUAAUAUGCAGGUGCUGGUUACAACCAAAAACAACCAUGACAUUAAGGAUAGAUGCAUCAUGGGUCGAAACGUUGCCCAAUAAAACUGUGGGAGAUCUUU